Ectocarpus sp. CCAP 1310/34 is the source of this 2590-nucleotide messenger RNA. NCBI's taxonomy places the organism in Eukaryota, Phaeophyceae, Ectocarpales, Ectocarpaceae. The record is from the annotation of a GenBank genome assembly.
UGCAUAUUGAGACCUAACGGGUUGAGUGACGUCUGCGACUGCCGAACACAUAGACGCAUUGAGUGACGAAAGCUGUAUACGGAAAGCUCACAGGUUGAUCGGUAUCGGAGAUUGCCGGACACAUAGACGCGUUGAGUAAGGAUAGCUGUAUACUGAAAAUCCACAGUAGCUAUAGUGAGGGGACAAGUCGAGAAUGCAGGAGGGACUGCACUGCCUAGCAAGGGGACAAGUAGGCAGAGAACAUGAACACUUCCGGGUGAAAUUGACCAAGGGAGACAGCCAAGAGUGCUUGGGGGUUGAUAUCGAGAAGCUGUCGAAGUACGUAUGGAAGUUUGGAUGGAAGGUUUGCGUCGCAAACAUGAUAGAAACAGAGAAGGCAAGUCAGAAGAACGCCGAGAAGAAGCGGAAGGCGAAAGAUAGAGUGCACAAAAUCUCCAAUAGGGAAAAGCGCAAGCUGAGAGUUGGGUCGUGGAACGUGUGCGGGUUCGCAAGGAGUGAGCGCAAGCGGUUGGAAAUAGUGGACCAAGUAGAACAAUGCGAUCUACAUGUAAUAGGGAUCCAAGAGACGUGGGAAUUGAAGGAUGGGGACGUGGGAAGCAAACUAGGGAAAUACCGGUGGGUAGGGAAGGCAAGAAAGGGCUUAGACCCGAAGAAAAGGGGGGAGGGGGGAGUCGGAUUCCUGGUCAAGGAACACUUGUUUGACGUGGUGGAAGUAGUGGUGAAAACGGAGUUCGAGGAAAGCCUAUGGCUUAAGAUACCUGGGGAGCGGGGUGAGAAAGACUUGUUUCUAGGAAACGUAUACGUCCCACCGUCGUCGAAGAAAGUCGCAAGCAAGGCGCAGGAGAACUUUGGACAAAUUGGGGAAGAUGUCCAGAGGUUCAGUAGGAAGGGAGAAGUUGUCAUGGUGGGCGAUUUCAACUCCAGAGUAGGGAAAGCUUCCAGUAGAGGACAGGCGAUCGGGCAGCACGGAGAAGACAAAGUGAAUGACAACGGAGUGAGGAUGCUUGAAUUCUUGGGAAGCAACGAGCUGAUGGUGUUGAACGGUAGGAGGGAAUGCGAUCAGCCGGAUUUUACCAGGCAACGGGCAGCUUGCAAUGAAUCCUCGAUCCUCGACCACGUCCUGGCAGAUAGGGGGAGCACACAGAUCCCAGAGCUGCACGUGAAGGGACUAGUGAAAAAGAAGAAAAAGUGUAUUUGGGACGAAGUAGUGCAGAAGGCCAACGGAGGUCUGGAGGGAAACGUCAAGCAGAUGUGGGAAGGGAUUAGUGGAAUGGUAAAAAAGACCGCGCAAGGGGGGGAUACAGGGGUCGCAACUUUGCGAGGUGUGAACGGUGGAUUAGUCAGCAGUGGGAAGGGAAAAAGGGAAGUUCUAGCAGGACACUACAAGAGACUUGGAGUGCCCUCGGAGAAUGAAGCUUUUGACCAAGCGUUUAAGAAGGAGGUGGACGCAUGGGCCCAAAAAGAAGAAGAGACAUCGAAGGCAGACGUUGGGAACGUAGAACUAGAAAAGGAGUUCACUGAGGACGAGGUUGAGGCGUGUGUGAACAAGCUGAAGUGCCACAAAGCAGCAGGAGCGGAUGGGAUAGUCAACGAGUUCAUGAAGUUUGGGGGGAAGGGGAUGAUCCAGCUGAUGGUACUGCUGUACAAAUGGGCGUGGAAAAACGAGUAUACGCCAAGUAGAUGGAGGGAACGAGUGGUUUUGAACUUGUUCAAGAAAGGAGACAAGACUGACCCAGGAAACUACCGGGGGACCACACUGUUGAACACAGUAGGAAAAGUGUUCUGUAAGCUCCUGGACGAUAGGAUAGUGGGAGUAUUGGAGAAGGAACAUAGCAUUAGUGAGGGCCAGGCAGGUUUCCGCAAGAAGAGGGGGUGCGUAGACCACGUGUUCACGGUAGGGAGAAUCAUCCAAGGUAGAAAGAGGGCGGGAAAGCCGACGUACUGCUUCUUCCUGGACGUGAAAAAGGCAUACGACACCGUAUGGAGAAAUGGGUUGUGGAAACAACUGUCCAAAUACGGGAUCAAGGGGAACAUGUGGAGAGUGCUGAAGAAGUUGACAGAGUACAACGCUCAAGACACGAUCGACGAGCUGCACGGCAAGGGCAAGUACGUAUCCUGCUACAUUUCCGUCGGCACCGUGGAGUCGUGGCGCGAGGACGCCGGUGCCUUCCCGUCGUACGUGGUCGGGAGCUCCUGGGACGACUGGCAAGGCGAGAAGUUUCUCGACAUCACCCAGCAGAGCGUGAGGGAUCUCAUGGAGGCCCGCGUGGAGAAGGCGGCCAGGAUGAACUGCGACGCCAUCGAGCCCGACAACAUGUCUAACUGGAACCAGGAGGGGACCGGUGUCACCAUCUCCCGGGAAGAGCAGGUCACGUACAACAAAUGGUUCGCGGAGACGGCAUACAAGAUCCCGUUCCUGGACAAGGACAAGCCCGUCUUCAACGUCGAGUACGACGCGGAUUACGGCGUCUGCGACGAGGCCAACGAAGAGCGCCUGGACACGAUCUUCAAGGACUACGAAUUGAACGCUGCCAUGUGCAGCUGCGCCGAUUCCUCGAGGGACGUCGACUGCUCUGAUGUCACCCGUUGA